This is a messenger RNA of Phragmites australis (common reed), 1511 nucleotides long. RefSeq names its product beta-carotene hydroxylase 2, chloroplastic-like. Gene Ontology annotation, molecular function: iron ion binding; beta-carotene 3-hydroxylase activity. The transcript has 6 exons. The coding region runs from base 329 to 1210 and encodes 293 amino acids. Gene Ontology annotation, cellular component: chloroplast. Gene Ontology annotation, biological process: carotene metabolic process; xanthophyll biosynthetic process. The record is from RefSeq and is a predicted model, not a curated record. NCBI's taxonomy places the organism in Eukaryota, Viridiplantae, Streptophyta, Magnoliopsida, Poales, Poaceae.
CACGCGGCCGUGCAGGUAGCCGCUGUAAAAGGCGGGAGAGAUUCGUGAGUAGCGUCGCGUUUGCCGCCUCCGUCUCAUUCCUCUUCUCGUGCGACGCGCGCGCGCGGCGCUUGUAUAGUUGUAUAAAAGCCACCUCUCCGGCGCUCGUCGCGCGUUUCCAUGUCCGCAACUUGACUGCGAACGACGACGACUCCGGCCCACUUGUCUUCCACACCCUCCUCCGUUCCUCGAGGCGGACCGCACGUACACAGAUUCCGCGCCCAGAAGGCCAAAACUACUCGCGCCAGCGGCUAAACCAAAGCCAGCGAUAUCUUUGUACUGUGCAGUCAUGGCCGUCGCAAGGCUGGUGGGCGCUCCAUUCCCUCUCCCCGCCGGCGCAGUCGCCGCCUCCCGCGUGCGGAGUCCGCCGGCCACGACAUGCGCGCGUCUGGUGUUCGCGCCUCUCUCGGUGCGCGCGACGCCUCGCGCGGUCCAGCGUGCCGUGUCCGCGCGCGUGGCGGCGGACGACGGAGGGGACGCGGAGGCCGAGGCCGCGCUGGCGGUGGCGGAGCGCGCGGCGCGGAAGCAGUCGGAGCGGCGGACGUACCUGGUGGCCGCGGUGAUGUCCAGCCUCGGGAUAACGUCCAUGGCCGCCGCGGCCGUCUACUACCGCUUCGCCUGGCAAAUGGAGGGAGGCGAGAUUCCGGUGACGGAAAUGGUCGGCACCUUCGCGCUUUCGGUGGGCGCCGCGGUCGGGAUGGAGUUCUGGGCGCGGUGGGCGCACCGGGCGCUGUGGCACGCGUCGCUGUGGCACAUGCACGAGUCCCACCACCGGCCGCGCGACGGGCCCUUCGAGCUCAACGACGUGUUCGCCAUCGUGAACGCCGUCCCCGCCAUGUCCCUCAUCGCCUACGGCUUCUUCAACCGCGGCCUCGUCCCCGGCCUCUGCUUUGGCGCGGGGCUGGGGAUCACGCUGUUCGGGAUGGCGUACAUGUUCGUCCACGACGGGCUGGUCCACCGCCGCUUCCCCGUCGGCCCCAUCGAGAACGUGCCAUACUUCCGGCGGGUCGCCGCCGCCCAUCAGAUGCACCACAUGGACAAGUUCAAGGGCGUGCCAUUUGGGCUGUUCCUCGGUCCCAAGGAACUGAAGGAGGUGGGAGGGACUGAGGAGCUGGAGAAGGAGAUCAAGAGGAGGAUUAAGAGGAAAGAGACCUUAGAUGCCAUCCAAUGAGAGCUACUUGCUAUAGAUAGUAGUACAUUCCACUGUUUUUGUAUCUUGUGAUUUCAACAAUGAGUAGAUCCUCACAUCUUGUAGUGCUUUACUGUGGCCCUAUACCACUAGCGUGUGUAUGUACGUCUUCCUGUCAGUAGAAGAGAAGAGGAAUAAUCUAGUUUCAGGUGCGUGAUUGGGAUGGAGUGGAGCACGCUGGUAGGAGUAUUAGAUAUGCUGUGCUGGAGGUUGAUGCUUCUUACUGCACUAGUGUUGAUAUUGUUUUCUGUAUCGAUUAUAAAGGGGUGUCGUGCUGCUGACA